ACGGCCCAAGUCCUCGACUCAGUUUCUCCACUUACCUCUCCAUUGUUGAACCAGCAAAAGCCGAAAAACGCAGUCUUUUAACAUUUGAAAAGCCCUCCCGUUCGAACUCUGCUAUCAGAGGAAGCAGAAUGUCAAGAAGCGGCAGUGAUGGUGGGGGCGAGGUGGAAGUGAAGAGGGUGUUCAUAGGAGCAGGAUGUAACAGAGUAGUCAACAACGUUUCAUGGGGUGCCUGUGGUUUGGCGGCCUUUGGUGCUCAAAACGCUGUCGUUAUUUUCUGCCCGCAGACUGCUCAAAUUCUGACGACGCUUCCGGGUCAUUCAGCUUCUGUGAACUGCACCCAGUGGUUCCCAAGUGCUAAGUUUGCUUUUAAAGCUAAACACUUAGAGCGGCAUUACCUCCUUUCUGGAGACGCUGAUGGCACCAUUAUUUUAUGGGAAUUAGCUCUGCUUUCCGGGAAGUGGAGGCAUGUAUUAAAAGUACCAGAAUCGCACAAGAAGGGUGUCACAUGCUUUACUGGGAUAAUGGUAUCGGAAACUGUGGCAAUCUUCGCGUCUACUUCUUCAGAUGGUACUGUUCAUGUAUGGGAGGUGACUUUUCCAUCUACUAAUGAAGGUGACUGUAGAUUGUUGUCUCUGGAAUCUCUCUCUGUUGGUUCAAAACCUAUGGUAGCACUGUCAUUGGCUGAGUUGCCUGGAAAUACUGAACAUUUAGUUUUGGCAAUGGGAGGAUUGGAUAACAAAAUUCAUCUAUAUUGUGGGAAGAGGACAGGAAAGUUUAUUCAUGCUUGUGAGUUAAAAGGGCACACAGAUUGGAUUCGAAGCUUGGAUUUCUCAUUACCCAUAUGGACCAAUGGUGAAGCAAAAAAUAUUCUUCUUGUAAGUUCAUCUCAGGAUCGGGGCAUACGCGUAUGGAAGAUGGCUCUACGUGGUUUUUCAGGCAAUUACCUUGGUGCAAUUAGGAAAGAAGGAAUUAGUCUAGCAUCUUAUAUAGAGGGCCCUGUAUUUGUUGCUGGCACAUCCUCAUAUCAAGUAUCUUUGGAAUCUCUGCUAAUCGGACAUGAAGAUUGGGUGUAUUCAGUGGAAUGGCAACCUCCGACAGUUGCAGCUGGAGAAGGUAUUGCUCACCAACCCCAAAGCAUAUUAUCUGCUUCAAUGGACAAGACAAUGAUGAUUUGGCAACCAGAAAAAACUUCUGGCAUCUGGAUGAAUGUUGUUACUGUUGGGGAGUUAAGUCAUUGUGCACUAGGGUUUUAUGGUGGUCACUGGAGUGCAAAUGGAGAUUCAAUUUUAGCACAUGGAUAUGGUGGGUCUUUUCAUCUCUGGAAAAAUGUUGGUGUUGACUUUGAUAAUUGGCAACCACAAAAGGUCCCAUCUGGGCACUUUGCAGCAGUGGCAGAUAUUGCAUGGGCAAGAUCUGGUGAAUAUUUGCUGUCUGUCAGUCAUGACCAGACAACUCGAAUUUUUGCUCCUUGGCAACAUGAAGCAACUUCUCUCAGUGGUGGGGAUUCCUGGCAUGAAAUUGCACGCCCUCAAGUUCAUGGACAUGAUAUUAACUGCGCAACCAUUAUCCAAGGAAAGGGGAACCACCGUUUUGUCAGUGGAGCUGAUGAGAAAGUUGCCAGAGUAUUUGAGGCUCCUUUGUCUUUCUUAAAGACACUUAAUCAUGCCAUUUCACAAAAGUCUGGCUUCUGUGAAGAUCUUCAAUUAGGUGUUCAGAUUUUGGGUGCAAACAUGUCUGCUCUUGGGCUAUCUCAGAAACCUAUUUAUGUUCAGGAAGCUGAGAAUGAGACUGCUGACAGAAAUGGCAGUGAUUCAUAUGACACCCUUGAAACAAUUCCAGAUGCAGUUCCAGUAGUGUUGACUGAACCUCCCAUUGAAGAUCAACUGGGAUGGCAUACACUGUGGCCAGAGUCGCACAAACUUUAUGGUCAUGGGAAUGAGCUGUUUUCCCUAUGCUGUGAUCAUAGGGGGAAUCUUGUAGCCUCAUCAUGUAAGGCUCAAUCAGCGACAGUUGCAGAGAUAUGGCUAUGGCAAGUUGGUUCAUGGAAGGCAGUAGGUCAGUUGCAUUCUCAUAGCCUGACAGUGACACAGAUGGAAUUCUCUUACGAUGACAAAUUGCUUUUAUCUGUUUCAAGGGAUCGCCAGUUCUCUGUUUUCAAUAUCGAAAAGACAGGUACUACUGAUGAAAUAAGCUACCAGCUUCUAGCAAAGCAAGAGGCACACAAGAGAAUUAUAUGGGCAUGUUCUUGGAAUCCAUUUGGUCACGAGUUUGCAACAGGUUCCAGGGACAAGACGGUGAAAAUUUGGGCAGUGGAAAAUCAAUCUUCAGUUAAGCCUCUUUUGACUUUGCCGCUGUUUAAAAGUAGUGUCACUGCACUAUCUUGGGUUGGUCUUGAUAGCAAGAAAAACAAUGGUUUAUUGGCAAUUGGAAUGGAAAAUGGACUCAUCGAAUUAUGGAGUCUUUCCAUAAACAGAACUGGUGAUGGAAAUAUAGCAGUACUAGGUGCAACCGCCGCUCCUGUUGCCCGGCUCGAUCCAGUUAUGUGCCAUGCAUCUGCAGUAAAUCGUUUGGCAUGGAGGAACCCUGAGAAGAAUGAAGAUUUCAGCAGUAUGCAGCUUGCUUCUUGUGGAGCAGACAAUUGUGUGAGAGUGUUUGAUGCCACCAGCCAUGCAAUAGUUGACAAAAACCUUGCGAAUUGUAAUUUUGGACCGGAAGAAACAUCUAUCAGGGACACAGCAGCAGAAGAAGAAAAAAAAUGUAUUCUACCACGUUUGGCAAGGUGGCAGAGUUAAACGUAGUCAAGCAUAUAAGAUUUAUCAUGUUGUAAAAUCCAUACGUAUUUGAAAAUACAUAUAUAAAUAUGAAUAAUAAUGUUGUUAAACUAUCAGGAAUUUCUAAAA
Messenger RNA from Ziziphus jujuba (common jujube), 2900 nucleotides. Its product is annotated as elongator complex protein 2. Gene Ontology annotation, biological process: tRNA wobble uridine modification. The coding region runs from base 129 to 2792 and encodes 887 amino acids. Gene Ontology annotation, molecular function: protein binding. NCBI's taxonomy places the organism in Eukaryota, Viridiplantae, Streptophyta, Magnoliopsida, Rosales, Rhamnaceae. The transcript is spliced from 11 exons. The record is from RefSeq and is a predicted model, not a curated record. Gene Ontology annotation, cellular component: elongator holoenzyme complex.